AUGCUCUCCAUGAGAGGCCCAUUAAACAUAAUGUUGUCAGGUUUUGACUUGCCUUCAGAAAAAAAACCCUUCAUCAGUUUACACAGGUAUUUCUAGGCUAUUAGUGGUUGGGCCUCUUUUUGUUUUAUCCUUGUUUCGUAUUCCUAAAUGGUUUUAUUUUUAAAAAAGAGAGAAAUCAUGUUGCCAUGUAAAGUAUACACAAACAGAACUCCAGAGUCGUCUCAGAUCAUUAUUUCUUUUAAUAGGAAAUACAUAUAACAAUCUGAAACACAAAUUGGUAACAACAAAGAAAAACAUCAGAGCAACAAGGAGUAUAAUACAAGCCUGAGCCUGGACUGGAAAAGGAGUGAAAGGUAAAUAUUUUCAGUACAUUUUUAAAGAGAUUCUCUAUUUAAGAUGGGGUGAGGAACUUCAGGUCUUGUGGUCCAGAAGUGAAUGAGACCCUCUGGCUGAAAAAGGGUUUUCAUCCCUAAAUUAGAGGAUGUUGUCUGAUGAUUAUAAAAAUAAGGUUCUGUGCUUUGGUUUAAUAGGUCUUAAAAGAACCUCUUCUCUUUGAUAGUUGCACUAAUAAUCUGGUUUCCUUAUACAGGAACAAUUUAGAAGCAUUGAAAAAUUUGCAUCUGUCCAUUGAGAAGUCUGCUCUGGUUUGUUGGUAAGUUUUUAUGCCUCUACCAGAAAACAGAUCUCCAAACUGUUUGUUACUGUUUUUCCCCCAAAUCUCCAAUGUUCAUUUUACCCACUUAGGGUUAUGUUAUGAAACAUUGACUUUUGCAGAUAAGAAACUCCCAGAUUUGUAAUGUCAUUUUAAAAUAAUAUUCUCAAUCCAGAUUAGUGCACUUGUUUUAAAGAAUUUUCUGUACUUCAUAUUGUAUCAAUGAAUUUGUUUAUUUACUGUUUUACUAGUGGAUAUGAUCAGUCCAAAAUAGUUCUGUAAUAGUAAUAGUUAUGUAAUAGUUCUGCUGCUCAGAGUACUUCAACUGAAUCUGUUAGCUGCUUUGAUUUCCAUUUCGUUGGGAAAAGUUCUGCCUAUAAUGUUAGAUUCACAAUUUAGGAUUUUUUAUAGUUAGGUAUGUUAAAACAGAUUGUAAUUGAAAUUUGGAGGUAAAGGAGUCCUUGAAAUGCUCAGUGGCUCAAGAUAAUGAUGAGAUCCUUUGCAGAAACAGCCUGUUAUCCAAAAGAGCAUUAGUAUGCAUCUUGGUGUAAAGUAUUUUAUAAGUAUUUGGUGUGAGAAAAAAACCUGAUGGCAAAGUAUCUUUAUUGAGUAGGAGAGCAAGUAUCCUUGAUGUCAACUUUAUAUAAUUGGCUCUUGGUACCUUAUAUAAACAUUAAUUAUGAAUCUGAAAUUAAGUAAGUUUUUUUAUUAAAAAAAACUAUUUGUUUUCAAUUUUAGAUGCUCUAAUGACUUCUGAAUGUUGCUAUUAUAGUCAAGCUCAUGCUGAGAUGUAAGACUUAUUUUGCUUCACCUCACUAACGCAGUGCCAAAGGUUGACCUACUUUCUGAUGACUGUGUCAUUGUGCCCUUGCAGGUUCCACUUCCUAAGUCUCAAUAAUGUAUAUUAUUAAACAAGCCUCUGCCUUGCUGGUAUCCUUUUAUCUCCCAUACCUUGUCAUUAUGUGCUAGGCUGGAGCAUACCCAUCAGCUAUGCCCCUGGAACUCUUGGGAUUUUGUGUAGAAUCUGGCACAGAACUUGGGUUUCUUGAUACUGACUUUUAUGCAUUUUAAAUAAAAAUGGUUUUCUAGUUCUCAUGGUUAAAAGCAACUAAGCCCACAAAGUGUUCGGGUAGUGUCAAAAGGCAGCCUAGGAAAUCGACCAGAGGACUGAUUCUUCCAGGCUUGAAUCUGUGACCUAUACUGCCAAGCUCCCUUACACACCUAUGGAUCUUAGCACCUAUGGAUCUUAGCACCUGUAUGCCAUCCUUAUGCUACAUUAUCACAGUCUCCCCUGCCUCUCUGGGAUAAUGUGACAGUAAAUAGGAUAAUCCUAUGUCUACUGCACUGAGCUCCUUGAAGGGAUGCCUAUAUGAUGAAAAAAAUCAUAACGUCCUUAUGGCUAAAUGAGCCUUGAAGCCUAAUGCAUUUCUAGCUUGAUGUUUGUUAGAAGUCAAAUCACUGGGGCUACCUUCCAAGUAAAUGUGUGUUUUUGAUUUAGAAUCAUAUAUGUAAUUCAGCAGUCAGGGCUGUCAUGCCAGCUUAUUUGCUGGUGGAUAUAAAUGGUUCAGAUAUUGGAAUACAGUAUUCAGGGAAAGCUGUCUGUGGCCAAGAGACAGCAACUGCUGUUGUGUGGUCCUUUGUAAGGAGCUACAAUUGCAUAUGUUGGAUGCACAGAAGUCUGCCCAAAGAAAUCUUUGGACACUUUAUACUCAUACUUCCACUCUGACUCAGAGAUCAUUGAUACAUGGAAAUGUCAGCUAUCAGACUCUGUGAUACUUCCCUGGUACAAAAGGCAGUGCUAAUUGUUCCCAGUGCUACUAUGCUGCCUCUUGGCAAGCAUACAGAUUAACCUUCCAUGUGACACCAUUGAGCAGGAGUAAGAGGUUAUGAAAGUACAGAAAUGUUAGUCUUUGGGAACCCAAAUUCAGUGGCCCUUUUCUUUCAGCUAACAUUAAGCAGGGUUUUAAUUUUGUUGUAAUUUUAAAUGGGGUUUUGAUUGUGAUUAUUGUAAUUAGGGUUGUUAAUUGGUCUGGGCUCCCAUGGUGGGCUAUGGGGAAGAACGGAAUGGAAAUGUAUGGGAAUAAAUAACUAUUUUGGGGAUGCUUUGAAGCAAGGCUACUGCAUCAUGAUGUUCUUUGGGUGGGACUGAGUAAGGUCAAUUAUAAUGGAAGUGUCCUUCCUGGGGUUAAUAACACUUGGGGAAAGGGAGCAUCAGGAUCAUGACUGGAGGGUUAAAAACUCUUCUUGUGAAUCUGAGUCCUGAUCUUGAUUUCCCCCAUUCUCCUGCUGCAGCUUUUAUUGGAAUGAAAAAAACUAGUUAAAGGCAAAUCAUACAUUUAACAUUUCAGCUAUUUUCAGUCUUGUCUUCUGGCUGUCCACAUAUGCAGGGUAUUAUGCAGUAAAAAAAGAGAGCUGAAUUCAUUAAUCAGGAUAAAAUAUGCAAAUUAAGAAAUGUGCACAAAAUACAGAGUAUCUGCAAGAAAGGGCAAACAAGGGAAGCAGGCCAUUAAUAUCUUGCUGUCUGACAGCUAGAAAUUCUACUGAGCCCCACUCUAGCUUUGGAAAUUUCACUCCACAGUGCCUAUUUACUUUAAAGCCCAUAUUUCAAGCCAUAAGGACUAGAAACUUGUUUUGUGUUUUUAAAUGAAAGCUGGAACUCUUUGGUGUUGGAUGAUUCUGUGCCUUCUGCUUUGUGGGUGGGUGUGCAUCAGUGAUCUCCCAAGGCGGGUUUUGCGUUGACUUUAUUCGAUUCCAGUUUCCUUAAUAUUUCUGUUGUUUCUGCUUUCCUUAUGAACUUUUUCUCAUUCUGUAUGUUUCAUGGUUAAACUUUCCCUCUGGCAACAUUUGAUAGAGAAUUGUCCUUUUUUGCCGUGGUUGGCAGUUCUUCCCUUUAAAAUAAAUAUCUAACCUAGAUGUUCUUCCACUUUUGCAUACUGGGGUUGGUAUGCAAAAUCACUUUUGGCCUUGUUUCAAUAGGAGUUUUGUAUAGCAAUUCCAGAUUCCAACUUAACAACAGCACUAUCUGGAAACCUGGACUUGGCAUGGUACAAAUCAGGACCUGCUAUCCUGCUCCAGUGCUUGGACUUUUCAGUGUGCAUAUGCUUAAUCCAAGCUGUCCAUAAGAGGAAAAAAACUGUUGCAGAUUAAAUUUCUGUCUAAAACACAGCUGGGUGAGGCUGGCCUUAACUUAUUCUGGCAUACUUCUGUUGCUUAUACUAUUUGAGAAUGGAAAAUUGGUUAGUGUGUAAUCAAGCCCCCCGAACCUUAUCAUGUCAAUAGUUAAUACUGGUGUUGGUAUGCUUUUUGGUCAUGGCAAGCGUCUUUCCCCCCACCCCAUUUCUGAUUUUGCUUAAUGGUCUUUGCCUAACAACUGCUCCCAGCUACUGAAAUUUGUGUUGCAUCCCACUUGUCUUGGUGGAACUAAAGGAAACCAUUCUGCUUCCCGCGAAUGGCCAGAGAAAGUUAUAGUAGCCUGAAGGGUUGUAGCUGAUAGACAUUAAGCAGCCCCCAGAACUGUUGUUGUUUUGGGGCACUGGUACUGCUUUGCUUUGCUUGUUACUGUGUUUUUCUCCCUUUGCUCAACUGGUACGCUCGGCAAUAAAGCCUUGCCUCAGUACUCACAAGAGAUCUGACAGUGUAAAAGCAAAUCCCGUCAGAUACUCGAAACAGUAAAAGCAUUUGGCAUUGCUUUGUUUCUAGCCUGCACUGCAUUAUUUGGUUUGUUUUUGAGCAUUGAUACGCUGCUUUUCCAACAAGUGUUUAAAGUAGCUUAAAGAAAGGAGGAUAAAACAUGAAUAGUAUAAAAUGAUACAACUAAGUAAGAACAUUGAGAGUUUAAUUAGCAAAUAGCCUCUACCAGGAAAACAUGGUCUCUUGACACAGCAGUUGACAGCAUCCAGACUCUGCUUGUCUUGGAAGAGCUGGAUGUCCCUGCUUCCCUUGACGAGCUGAAAAACUCCAUCAAGUCUCAAAGGUGUGGUAAAGACUCAGGACAGGGCAGAAUCCCAACAGAAGUGCUGAAAGCCGGCUUCACUUCCUCCCUCAUGAUGCACCUCCAUGGUAUUUACCUGUAGUGUUGGGAAGAAGGAUCUGUGCCACAAGACAUGCAUCUCUCUGCUGAGUACUGUGGGGAAAGCCUUUGCCCAAGUAGUUCUCAACAGAUUUAUGCUCACUUGCUGACAGGGUCUAUCCCAAGUCACAAUUUGGCUUUAGAGCUUGGAGGUCAGUCAACAUGAUUUUCUCACUGAGCCAGCUGCAGGAGAAAUGCUGAGAGCAGAGACACCCAUUGCACAUCCUUUUCAUUGACCUUGUUCAACAAAAAAGGACGCUUCACACAGUUCAACAAGAUGAUCAGGUCUUUACAGGAGAACAUGCAUGUCACUGUCCAGUAUGAUGGUUCAUCCUUGGACACCUUCCCUAUAAAGAGUGGAAUGAAACAGGACUGUGUUCUCACCCCAACUCUCUUUGGCACAUUAUUCUUCCUGUUGCUCUCCUAUGCCUUCAGCUUCCAUUCAAGGAGCAAUGGUGUCUGUUCAAGCUGGCACAUCUCUGUGCCAAGACAAAAGUGUGGCGUGUCUUAUCUGAGAGAUGUUGAUUGCACUUGGUGCAGCCUUGACAGCGCACUCAGUGGGAGCUCUACAGAGACGCAUCAACCAUUUUGCCCAAGCCUCCAUGGAGUUCGGCCUCACCAUCAGCCUGACAAAGACCGGCAACCUGAAUCAGGAUGUUGCCAGCACUCCAUGCAUCAGCAUUGGUGACCACACAUGACAUGAAGGCUGGCAACAUUAACCCUGCCAUAUGGGAAUCCCUUGCGGACGAUUGCAGGGCCUGGAGACAGACAGUCAAGUUGUGCAUCCACAGCAGUGAUCAGAGGAGGAAUGACUGUCAGGAGCAGCGCAGAGAGAAGUCUGACUUCACUCCCAAAGAUGUACUCUUCCAUUGUCUCCUGAGACAGAUGGAUGCUUACAAUUCAUGGUUUAUAGCUUGAGGUGGGAUAUCUGGAGUGAAGUUGUACACUAUGACUAUAAUACCAAGCCUUUGGGAUAUGAGCUGGGAUAGCUCAGUUGGCAGAGCAUGAGACUCUUAAUCUUCAGGUUGUGGGUUUGAGCCCCACAUUGGAUGAAAUAUUCCUACAUUGCAGGGGAUUGGACUAGAUGAUCCUUGUGGUCCCUUACGACUCUGCAACUAUAUGAUUCUAUGAUUCUGCUUUGGGUCUUGACUGACCUAGGUUUUGCUUAUGUGCCUGUUGGGAUCGUUGUUGAAUUCCAGAAGUCAGGCAGGUGUUUUGUGCAGGCUGCUGCUUAUGGGCUGGAGUAUGUUGGCCAUUGAGAUUAUUUUCAUCCAUCUUCUUCCACCAAUAUCUGAAUAUAAUAAAUAUAGUUGGCCAGCAUAGAUAUUGAUUUUCUGCUUUUCAUGGAUUCCCAAAGAUGAGGCAGGAUAGUAGGUGAGGAAAAUAAAUUUGGAGCAGUUUUGGAAGAUCUCAGAAAUAAAAUUUUGUGCAUAUGUGUGUUUGCAGAUUUGCAUGUGUAAUAAAACUGGAGUAUGAAAAGACUAAAGUUGGCUAAAUUGCUAUGUGAACCUUAUCCUUUUUCCUGCCCCUUAAAUCUUACCAGGGAGCAACCCAUAUGUAACCUGCAGAGCAAAUUCAAUUUCCUGUGACUCUGAUACUAAUGGGGGAUGGGGUGGACAGUGGCUGUAAACGUCACUGCACCCUGGGCGAUAUUUUAUAAUCAUAAGCUGAGCUUUUCCCUUGACUGAACUUUGAUGGAUGACUUAUUCUAAUCUUUUACGUAGUCAGAUAAUCUCCCCUCCACUCCCCUCUGCUGGCAUUAAAAUGAAAGAUUUCUAAGGAGUAAGGACUGGUCUUCCAAUCCAAUCCUAGGAUGAGUUAACUUCCCAAGAUUGCAACAGUUCUGGGUAAAAAUUUAACCAGACCUUUAUAGCCAACUGCUUGAUUGUCCAGACCAAAAGCUACGCACUGAUCCCAAACAAAUGAGAACCUUGGAAACUGCUGUAAUUACAGCUUUACAAAAACGCAGAUUCCACCAUCUGUCUUCUCGUAGACCCUAGAUGAGGAAAAGGUAAGCACAAGGGCUAGGGUGUCCACUGCUGAUCUUGCCUGUGUUUCUCUUGGAUACCUCUCACAGAAAAGGAGGUUGUUGACUCUGCCCUGCUGCGAUGGUUAAAUUUUAGUCAACGUUCGUGUUUGCUUUGCGAUAAGGGAGGGCCUGCUCUGAGGUUUUUUCUCUACAGGCAAGAGCAGGCUGGGUGUUCUGUCUACAGCCAAUCACUUUCUAGAGGAGUAAACAGGAAAGGUAACAGAGUUCACUGCUUAUUUGCUUUUUAGAAACCCAAUGCAUCUUUUGCUUCAUUUGUAACCAAUAAGGUGGCAUGAUUUCCAACUAUAGAAUGUCUGGGUUGAAGUGCAUUCUUUCAUCAUCCUAGUUUCUUUUUCAUGUAUGAAGCUAAGUUUUGCCCAACCUGUCUCAAGGCUCUUUAACGUGAACAUUAGGAACCUGUUUGUUGUCAGAUUUCUUCCUACUUCAGGUUAUAUGCAGAGUUUGGAGUAUAAAUGCGGACAAAUGAAGGAAAGGCAUAAUAGCAGCAGAUUAUGCUUUCUUAACAUGGAAGAGAAAAGGGGUUAGUUUGUGAGUUUUGAGGAAAACAAAUGGGAGUCACCCUAGAGUUCUUAAAUUAUUGGCAUAGGAACUCAAUAGAAGCUUGUUACAGCCAUGCGGUCUGAGCUGCAGCAACCAGCUCAAACCUCCUCACAUGGGAGCUGCUCCGUGGCUAACCCUGGCAGGACAGCUUACUCUGGCAUUAACCCCUUCGUGCAUGCUGGUUAUAUGAUGUUGGUUAUCCCAUAUGUAUAUUUGUGUAUCAAUUAAAAAAAUUAAUAAAACACAAAUAUUUAUUUGCCAGAGGGGUAUAACACAACAGAAGAUUUAAGCACACAGAUAGGUGCAGACUGCUACUUGUCUCUGUUGACAGUACUGCGCUAGAUGGGUCCAGUGAUCUGAUUCGGUAUAAGGCAGCUUCACAUGUUCAGCCUCGUGGCAGUGAAUGCCAUAGUUUGUAAAUACCUGUUCUUUAAUUGGUUAAACUAUGCAUAUAGUUAAAGAAUGAGUAUUUACAAAUGAGACCAGAUUUAAGGUGUAUUUUCCCCCUUCACAGGUGCAUUUUAUAAUUAACCCCUGCCUCCUAAAUUAUAUAGGGCACAUUCUGACUGAUAAUACUUUGUGUGAUCAUAAUAGAAAAUAGCACAAGGAGGUGAGGUGAUGGUGCACUUUAUAUCUUAUGAUCUGUCAGUCUUUGUAUCUCAAUUCCUGGUGCGUUCACACAAAUCCUUGCACCUUAUUAAAGAGAUACACAACUUGCACAAAUGGUUUUGCAUUGUCUUUGCUGGGAAUCGUCUCCUCUUUCCACUUUCUUAUCUGAGUGAAAAGCUCCAUGUACCAAAUUAGUACCAUAUGCAGCUAGCUGUUUUGUUGUUAUUUAACAGAACCUUCACCCUCACUACUCCACUAUCCUGUUAUUUCACUGUCUCACUUCUGGUUUCGUUGAAAUUGCUGUUGAUCAGUAGAUUGCCACAAGUCCACAAUUUUGGAAGCAGAAAGCAGGGCCAUAUUCAGGAGUAUUUUAAACACUGUGGGAUUAAACUGACACGGAAUGCAGCAAGUGAUAGUGUGAACACAGCUUUAAUUUUUGGAUGUUCUGUUCCUUUAUAUCUUUUAUCACCAUGAAACUUUCAUGCUGAACCUGACUGCUCUCUCUUAUUCUGGGCAAGGUAUGAGACAAUGGAAUCAAGUGAGCAGCACAUAUGGAUGCCAGAUGCUUGCAGCUUUUCUAAUAACUGGAUUUCGCAGUGUCAGAUGAUGAAUGAGAUAGAUGUAUAGAGUAGGAAUGGGGAACCUGUGGCCCUCCAGAUGUUGCUAGACUACAGCUCACAUCAUCACUCUGAUAUUGGCUAUGCUGGCUGGGGCCGAUGAAGUUUUAGUCCAACAGUACAGUGGUACGUCAGAUUACGAACCGUCCUACUUAUGAACGCUUCGGGUUAUGAACUCUGCAAACACAGAAGUAGGUGCCAUGGGUUGCAAACUUUGCCCUGGGAUACGAACAUAAUCCGCUUCCGGGGCUGCGGGAGGCCUAUGUAGGGAAUGUGUGCUUCGGGUUAAGAAUGGACUUCCGGAACGAAUUAAGUUCGUAACCCGAGGUACCACUGUAUAUUGGAGGGCCACAAGGGAAGGGCGGUAGUUAAGUGGUAGAUUAUCUGCUUUGCAUUUAAAAGGUCCCACAUUCAAUCCUUGGCAUCUGUAGGUAGGGCUGAAACUCUACGAAGCUGCUGCCAGCCAUUGGUCUUCAAGUGGUGGGUUGGGUCCCUUAGUGGGCUACAGCUUGACCUAUGGAGAGUUGUGUAGCAACAUUAAUAUGAUGCAAAAAUCACUUGUGGGGCCCCAAAUGCAGGUUUGAGUUAAAGGGGGUGUCCCCAGUCCGAUAAGCUGAAGGACUAUUGAUGUGAAAAAAUACUGAGCUAGAUUGACAAUGGCCUGACUGGAUAAUAACGAUGUUCUCCACCUCUGGCAGAGACGUUUUGGUUAAGAGCUCUGCAGAAUCACAGUUCUGACAAAUAGCAACCCAGGUAACAUUUGAAUUUGGAAUCCCUGUUCUAUGAGAGCAGGUGGGUUCAUACAAUACCUAUACCAAGUACAAAAAGCUAGCUUGACUGUUCCAAAAUGGAGUUUGGGAACUUUUAAUACGGAUGUGACAUCCCUAUUUUAGAAAUCAUGGUGUUGACAGGUCAGGAUCCUCACAUGUCACAUCAAGUUAGAGAGAAUAAUUACAUAGUUUUUCAGGUUCUCUCUGCUCUUUCAUGACAUUUGCACUAAAAAUGAUGAGCCCAGGAGGAAGCUUCAGGUGACGCUGUUGGAUCUGCUUAAUGUGUCGUUGGCUCAGAAAUGCAAAGAGGAUUUCUUGCUAAAACAAGUGCUUGGCUGACUCAUCCAGGUGAUCAUCUCUAUAUGAAAUAUUUAAAUUGCAGGCAGGAGCCAUGUGGGUUACGAGUUCACUUUUGUUGCCUUUUUUUUGCAGUUGUGUGCUUGAGAAGGGACUGUUAUUGUCUCUUGUAGGAGAUUGUUCUGCCAGUAAACAUGUUCAUCUUGUUUCUUGCAUCGUAAAUGGUUUAACAAAGGCUGGUUCAUGUUGAGCUGUACAUGUAAGAACUCAGAAGGUGGUUACUGUCUUGCUUUAAGAAUUGCCUUUUGUUUCCUCACAAAAGUCUUUCAUUUUUCACUCUGCACACAUUGGCAUGAUUUGCAGAAACCAGACAAAAUUUGGAUCAGUGCGGCUGUGUGGGCUCCCAGAGAGGAACUCAUAGCAACUUUGCUUCAUCCUGGUCUACAUUGACCUAAGCCCAAGGUUUGACUUAGUGUGUCAUCUGAAUUGGGGCUCAAAGCUAAACUGUCUUCUCACCAUGAGCUGUAACCAAAACAAACCUUGGUUACAGUGUGUGUUUAGUGAGGAGAGAGCUUAACCACAAGUCCUUGGUUCAGACAACAUACCUAGUCAAAACGUGGCUUAGUGUGGCACAGAAGCAAAAAGGACCAGAAAGCACAAAGCAGUAAUGAGCUCCUCUUAUGGAGCCUGCAUACCCACACAGUUUCAGUAAGCUAAAAUUUGACUUAGCAUGUUGAGUGAACCUGGCCAUUGUGAGACCAAACCUUGCUGAGGAUCCACUGUAUACUAUCACCCAGCUUGGAUUGGUUGUUGUUUAAUCAUCUGGAGUGCCCAGAUGUACUAUGCACAGUGAACAAUAACUGUAGGUUUUGCUUGAAGGUUGGAUCUUGCUUUGACCAUAUGCAUACACAGGGAGAGGUGGGGAAAUGGCCGCCUUGAGCCAGACGGUAUUCUGCAUUUUGUCCCUGGGCAAAGAGCUAAAGUUGAAGGAGACGGAAGUCCUGAUGUUUAAAGAAUAUUUGUACUAGUAUAUUAUAGUAGCAUUUAUAUAUUAUGUUCAGGGCAUAUGGGGUGUUAGGAGGGAGGGGUUUUACCUCUGGUGGGGGACACAUUGUGCUUCUUCUGGGGUAGUUUGUCCACCUUCGACCCCCAUCCUGCACUCAGCAGGAACCUGUGGCUCUUAGAAGCUGUGAUUCCUAGAAAUGACAGUGGCCACACCAUCUAAGAGAAGGAAAACUCUGAUCCUAAACCUUCGCUACCUUGUGGGAUAUCUUUGGGAGAACAAAAGGCCAAGGAGUAAAUCAGAGUGGAGUACCUAAGACGGUUGGAUGUAUGGCGUCUUGUAUGCCUCCUUCUGGCAACUCCUGCAGCCAAGCUGGUGCCAAACUUAUUGCUCUGCUUAUCUUUGGACCACAUCAGUGAGGCCAGGAGGUGGGUCUUAUUGUCUGGGCAGCCCAGGACAUCCAUACACACUACCCAAGCUUAUGUCUCGGGGAGGUCACUGCUAACAUAGUGGUUUGACUUCACCCUCAGAGGUGCACCUCUCGAGACAAACAGAUGCCAACAAUAUAGUACAUUCUAAGCACUGAAAGCACUUCACGUAUCUCAGCAAUGUGGGAAAGUAUUAUUUCUGCAGUGUAGAGCAGCCUUUGCCAACUUGGUGUCCUCCACUGGACUGCCAUUCCCUUGGGAAGCUGUAAUCCAAAACACCUGGAGGACACCAGGUUAGUGAAGACUGGUGUGGGUGGACGCUGGCACCAAGUGUACACCUGAGACACCGAGUACAUGCCAAGAGGAGAUUUGGCCUGUGGACUUUUCAGCUGGCAUUUUUAGCCACCAUAGCACACAUCCAAAAUGUUGUGUAUCAGAUGAUUUUUACCGAGUUGGAUCUGCUGCACAGUUACUUGUUUGCCCUUAGACUACAGAGGAGUACUUUGGGAUAGUCUCAUGAAACAUACAUGAAUAUGAUGGACUCCUGUAGUGCACUCUUGCCCAUAGAGUGAGUGACCACCAGUACAAAACUAAAUUGUGAGGCAAAGCAUCUGACCAUUAUGAAAGGCAUGACAUCUUUAGCAAUAUAGUAAUGCCUGACUAAAAUCCAGUGGAAAGGACGUUCAUUACGGGACAUUUCAUUAUUUCAGAACUCCCCCACCCUCCACCCUCCUAGGUUCCUUUUCUAAAACCUUUCAGCAUCUUGUUUCCGUGUUCCUUUUCAUAGUAGAAGAAAUAUUUGCCACUGGGUAGGCUGUUUGCAGCAAGCCUGUCUGAACAAGGCGUAGGUGUUUGAUUUACACAUUGUUGUUUUUGUUUGUUGAAGGUAGCAACCCCCCAGAGUAAGCGAGAACCACGUUUAGUUUGCUAAAUCGUGAUCUCUUGUUCAGAAUCUCUUUUCUCAUUAGUUGCUUGAAAUUAACCAACAGUUCUUCUGAUGGCAAUGGAGUUAAGCAACGUGGAGGAGAUAAUAUUUUUUGGGAUCAAAGCCAAACCAAGCACAUGGAAAUGAGGCAACAGCAUUAUGUUCCAGUAAAUGGCAUUUAAUACCUGCUAUACCAGCAUAAGGGCUGUUCUGUUUAAAAUCGGAUGCUGGUGAGUGUGGUUGGAUCUGCCUUGAAUCAAUAUUUUCCUGUUUUGAUCCAUGCUAAAGGUUCUGGGUUUCAGUGAGCCUGCAACUGGGAAUGGUUGACUAAUGACAUAUUAGCCAUUUGAGCCCUGAAAAGUGGUCUUGGAUGGCAACCCUGCUCAAAGGCCCUUUGGACAAGAUCAUAUUGCUUCAUCUUCAGUCCAGGGACCUUUAAAAUUCUCAAUAUCAAUAUGUUCAGGCUGAUUUAUCUGCUUUAUGUAACCCACUAGGCUUGCUGCUUCAUGGUUCCAGUCUGCUGUCCCUGGUUAUAGUUUGUGUGCUGGAUAUCACUUCCUCUCUGGUCUUGAGCCAAAUCUCACCACAGCAUCCACAUUUACAUUUGACUUUCACCUUGCUCCCUGUUGCUUGAUCAUCUGAUCCAGACGCCCUAUGUGCUUCACUCACGACACACCAUUAACCUGUCGAUGCUUCAGUUACAGAUGACGAAUACACUCUGCUUGGGUAUAAUGGCUUCUCCUGUGUGGGAACAAGACUUGGUAUUCUAAGAAGCCGGUUAAAAUGUAACCUCAGAACUUUCAGUUGCAGGAGAUUGAGGGGUGUGGCAGAACAUGCCUAAGGGAGUGCUUUAAAUAUGCUUUUGUUUUUUAUUUGAUAUUUGAUAAUUGAAAUGAAUACAGGAAGAAGGAAUUGGCAGUUUUGUGAAACGUUGUAUAUGCCAUAGAGUUUUGGUAGCAGUGAAAGGACUUUUGGGUUAACGUUUCCGGAAAUGCUGUUACUCAAGCAUAGCCAUAUUGCACUGCUUCCUUAUCUAUUGUUUUCACCAGUGUCAAACUUUUUAUAUACAAGGAAGUUGGGUGAUUAUCCAUUACAGGGUUUUGCCUGCUUUGGUUACAAAGGUGUGUCGUUGUGGAUAGGUUAAAGUGCAGGCACUAGCAAGCUAUAUGUAUAAGGGACAAUCUCAAUUUCAUGACAGUUGUGCCUAGGGGGUUGCUUUAAUUUUUUUUUGCUAAAGUGAAUUGAUAAAAUAACCAUUCUGUAGGUUUUGAUGUUAAAUCUCAGUAUAGGGCAGCUGCAGUCUGAUACUACUGCCAUAUGCAUACAUGCCAACACUUAGGAGCGGUGUUAAACUCCAUUUUACAUGCUGCAGCUGUUAAGAUGCGAAAUGCUGAUUAUAGGGCAAUUGUGGUAUUAUUGGAAUAGCUUUUAAGCGAAUGGAGAAACAGUACCCCCCCAACUUUUAAAUUAGUUUGGGACAGGCUAUUGCAGAAUAAAUAGGUACAGCAGGCAGGGAAGAUCUUUCUGAAACAUAAAAUAGUGGAGGAGUUUUGGAAAUUAGCUCCACUGAGAUCUUUAGGGCCAUUUUUGUAUACUUGCAACACUCUUUUGUUCAUCUGUAAAAUGUUGGAAGACAUGAUUUUAAGCUGCUGAAAGACAGGAUGUUGGAUCCAGUAACUUACAGUUCCUCUUAAGAACCUUAUGAUGUUUGUUGUUUUGAAGCCUGGCAAACUAGUAAUACUGUGUGCUAGGGCUGAUACAUAGCUUCUGUUUUCCAGAUGGGUGUUUGGUGGUGGGGAGAGGGAUGGGAAAGAAGGAAGAGAGAGAUUGAGAUCAAGCAGCUUGCCUGAGGGCACCCAGUGUAUUCACAGGUGAGCCAGCCUUUUCUUCAGCUUGUUUUCACAAUUGCUUACUCAAGUUGAGUUAUAAGCAGUAAUGUGAUACUGCUGCAAACAAGGCAAAAGGGUCCUUUGUACUGCAUUGUAUGUAAUAUUGGGGGUGAGUGCACAGUCAUCUACAUAAAAUUGCCUGUUGAGAUGACUCAUUCCAUGCCAUAUCCUGUGAUCAGUUGUUAUUCAGCACUCUUCUCCCUGGAUGCUGUUUUUUAGUUUCUUGUUUGCACCUUAUUAACAAGGUAGAAAUUUUUGAGCAAUUUGUCUAUAUAGAAGUGUCCCUCUUCCUGCCUAUUGGUUUCCAGAGCUCCUGCAUUCCUGCUACUUUCAAAUUUCUAGUCCUGAUGACCAGGCUCAUUUCAAAACCAGAUGGCAGCAGUAUUAAGGAAGGUGAUUCUCCAUCACUCCCAACUUCUGCUUUUGCUUCCCAAGAAGGGCAUAGAAGUCUCCAGCCUGCUCUUCUCAUAUUUAGACCCUUCUUAGCGUGCUAUCCCUGUAAUGUGGUUGCUGACAGGCAUGUGGCUUUCUGUGCUGCCAUAUGAUAAGCCAGGAUGACUUGGGGAACUGAUAGAUGGAGCCAGCCGGUAACCAUGUUGUGAACCACAUCCCCAAAUGCUCGCUUCAUUAAACGCUGGCUAGUAGAAUAAACCUCAUCCUCGGUCCUCAAACCAGCAAACUAGAGCAAGCAGAAUUCCUGUGAGAGCAUUCUCUCUAGCACACACCACACACAAUAUGCAAAGCAGCGUUUAUAUUUGAUAGCUCUUUUCCUCUUCCUGCAAACCAUGUGGGUGUAGCUUUGUUUCUGUGCAAAGACAUUCAUUCAUUUGCAUGCUUCCUUCACACUUAAAAAAAAUAUUGGCUGGCUGUCCUCUUUUUAAGACCUUAGGAACCACUGGGACCUGGCUGCUGACAGAACAGAAUGGAAAUGCAGGCAGCUGCUUUCAAAAUCCAGUACAUGGCAUAGAUGCUGUUAUGCAUUAACAUCCUGUUCUACUUGUGGUGGUCCUAUGCAAUACAGUGGUACCUCGGGAUGCGAACGGGAUCUGUUCCGGAGCCCCGUUCGCAUCCUGAAUGGAACGUAAGACGCGAUGGCGCAUCUGCGCGUGCGCGGGUCGCGUUAUGUCGCUUCCGUGCAUGCGUGUGACGUCAUUUUGAGCGUCUGCGCAUGCGCGAGCGGUGAAACCCAGAAGUAAUGUGCUCUGUUACUUCCGGGUUGCCACGGAGCGCAACCUGAAAGCGCUCAACCUGAAGCACAUUCAACCCGAGGUAUGACUGUAUUUAGGUAGAUUAAGCCCAUGGUCAAAUGCAAAUCAUCCUUCUUAAUACUAGCUGGCCACGUGGGAAGUUCACAUGUCUAAAGAUGGGAAGGCAGACUGGAGGAGACAUAGAGCCCUUGCACCAAAGGUUAGGGAACCUGUAGCUCUGCACGUGAUGUUGGACUGCAACUCCCAUCGGCCUCAGCCAGUGUGGCCAGUGAUCAGGGACAAUAAAAGUUGUAGUCCCAGCAACAUAUGGAGGGCCACAGGUUACUUAGCUGUGUCUUUCCAGGAAGCAAAAAUAGAGGUGGAGUCCCCAGCCACUGGGGAAAGAGGAAGGAGGAAGAAUAUACUUUUUUUAAAGUCAAAAGAAAGCAGACAAACAAAGAAGUCCACCUAAAGCUUUAUGUUACAGAGCGUUUGAUUUCGAUAUCGUGGCCUUGAUGCCCCAGAGAUGAGCUUUUGCAGCUUAGGGGCUUAGCAUGUCUCUUGAACAUUCCUUCAGUUUAAUUUGAUGUUUCUCCACAUUUUCAUGGUCAAUGUUUGGAAGGUCUAAAUGACAGAAAAUUCCUGGGCAGGGGUUGGGCUAUAUAUAGAGGUAGCCAUUGGACAUCAUGUGGGAUUAAGGUAAUGGGAAUAAUGUUUUAAAAACCACUUGCAAACCUGCUCCAAGGGUAAGGAGGGAGGGUAAGGUGAUGACAGGCAGUAAUAGGUGCUUUCCACAGCCAGCUGACCAUCUUGGAAGCUUGCAGAACCAAUUUUCUUCCAGAGCUUGCACAGGGAGAGAAAAAGGUGCGUAACAGGUGCCAUGUUUGCUUUCAAACUGUCGCCACUGCUCAGAAAAUGUUAUACAGCCUUAAACUGUUUGAGGUCAAGGAGGUUUGAAGAUGGCCUGCUCUCAUAUGAUCAUGUCUACUUGUUAAGAUCUUCAGAGGAGGUUCUGCUCAUCAUCCCACUUCUAUUUGGUGUUAGGUUGAGAGCUGACCCUGUUGGGCAACAGAAUGAAGCAACCUGCCUAAAUGUAGCAGUGGAGAUGAAGGUAGGGAUUGGUGUCUGGUGCAACAAGUUAAAGGGUUGGCCUUGGGUUUGGAGGGGGGGAUUUGAGCGCUGCUUCAGGCAGCAAAAUGUCUUGAGCCAGCAGUAGCUAAGUUGAUGGUUGGUACAAGAUGAGAGCUUUCAGGCAGCAGCUUGGCUGAACAGGUUUUCUUGGUGGUGACUAGGCUGCAAUACUUCCUUGGGAUACCUGCAUGUAUGUUUGUUUUCCUGGCAUUUUAUAAACCAUUGCCUUUUGGCAGGCUUUUCGUGACCCCCCCCCCAAUUUUGGAUUGUUGUACGUUAGUUCUUGGUGUUUGUGAGUUUUAUCGUUUGUUGCUUUUUCGUUAUUUUGUCAUUUAAAAUCUUCCUGUGAGCCACUUCAGGGGCCUUUAGACAACAAAGUGGCAUAGAAAUGCUAUGAUAAAUAAAAUUAAUACCUGUCAACACCAUGAGAGGGAGAGAGCAGAUAAUGGGGAAGCUUGCUGAAGGGAAGGCUUCAACUUAACUGCUUUAGGCAGGAAAUCAGUUUGUACUGUUUAUCGCUCACUGAACUGCAAUGGAAAGGCAUAGGUUAUGAUCCAGCUAAAGUGAAGCCCUUUUUCUGCCCCAUUGAUUCUAACCAGAGUGAUUUCAGCAUGUGUUUAACUCCUCCUGUUGAAGACAAUGGGACAAACUAUGGCUGGAUGAUAACCAUGGUGUUUACUCUUGGUUUUCAGUUUGGCUGUUGAUGAAUUGCUGCUGCCAGGCAAGUAGAGGGUCAAAAACAAAAGCUUCACUUUCCAAUCUGUGGCUUAUUAAACACUUCUAAGAUAAGGAUAAUUGGCCUUUUGCUGUAGAAGGUCAUAAAAUAAGUACCUUACCCUAAUGUCUGUCUGUGGAGAGCAUUGGUUGACUGGUGUUGUGGGUUUACACCCUUCUUUCAGAGCUUAUGCACUGCAAGUUCAGAUAAGAUUUGGUUAGGCUUGGGCCUUACCAUUUUCAGGAUAGUUCUGAAAACACCUGUGCUAUUGCCUUUGAGUAAUGUUUAGUCCACCCAUAAUAUAGGUGAGAGACCAUAGCUCAGUGGUAGAGCAUAUGCUGUGCAUCUCAAAGGUCCUAGGUUCAAUCCAUGGCAUCUCCAGUUAAAAGGUAAGGUAGGAAAUAAUGGGGAAAGGGCUAUGCCUCAGAACACAGAAAGCCACUGCUUAUUUUUCCAGAUGGAAAAAUAAGCUAAGAACAUAAGAAUAGCCUGCUGGAUCAAGCCGAGGCCCAUUUAGUCCAGCAUCUUGUUCUCAAGUGGUGAACCAGAUACUUAUGAGAAAUUUGAAAGCAAGAUCUGUGCGCAACAGCACUCUCCCCUUCUGCAGUUUCUUGCAACUGCAGUUUCUUGCAACUGGUAUUCAGAAGAGGUCUGGAGAGUCUGCGGCGAGACUCCUCUGUCCAGCUGCUGCUGAACAUCCCCACCCAGCUGCCGCCGAAUGUCCCAGUGGAGGAGGGAGAGUAGCAAGCCAGCCAUCACCCCACCUCCAGAGUUCAAGAUUGCCCUGUUGAAUGCAUUGAUGUGAGAGACCCAGCCCUUAUUUUGUCUGUCCUGAAAUUUACAACGACCUGCUUAAUUGAAUGCCCGCUGGAUUCUAGUGUUAAAAAAUAGGGAGAAGACCUUUGCUCUGUUCAUGUUAUCCAUGCCACGUCUGUCACUUCACCUCUCACUCACCUUUUCUUUAAACUAAAAAGCCUCAGAUGCUGAUUUCCUAUGUUCCCUGAUAGAGGUGGCCUUGGAGGGGUAUAGCGGGGGGUCCUCAUGUCCUUCAGACCUAUAAGUCUGGAUAAGGUGUGUUCCAGUAUACAAGGGACUGGGGGACGGGAGAGAGCAUCUCUCAGGAUCUGAAAAUUACCUGUCCUCAAGGCAAAGUGUAGCAAGAUCAGGCAUCCAGUCAAGUCUCUUGCCUUGAUAGGUGAAAAUGAUGGAGCUUCUCCACUGGCUACCUUGACAUACUUAGUUUUGACUUUCCUGCAAAUGCCGUCUUUGCUGACUGUGUGCAGGUGUUAAGGUCCAUAACGUGUUGGAAUAAUUGCAAAGUUUGUCAUUGGUAAUGCCAUGGGCGUUCUUCAUUUCAGUAGAUGCUCAUGAUGCUUCUGCAACCUCAUUCCAGAUGGCCCACUGAAAUUUAUAGCACCAACUAGCUGGGGAAAGAAUAACACUUCCUCAGCAAUAAUAUAUUGUGUGUUGAAUGUGAGGAAAAGGCAGCAUCCUAAAUGGAAGCGUUUCUUUGAAUGAUGUUAUGUGGACGCCAUCAUCUGGAUAGGUUAGUCUUGAACAUUCAUUUGUGGUUUUAGGCUGAACGUUCUUCUUUAGCCCUAGCUUGAGUUGGGGUCAUGGUGGUACAUGAGCUCUGAGGUAUCUUUUCUGCAGCUACUUUUAGAAAUCAGCUAACUUAAACCAGUACAUGACUUGUUUGAAACAGGUGUCUGACUGUGGUGGAAAGAGAAGGUCGGGUAAUAGAUUUGGGAGAUAGAUGAAUGGAGUACUGAGCAUCCGACACACAAUUGUGCUUGUCAGUAUUCUAGUGCUAGUCUUGCUGCUUUGCAGAAUUUGAGUGGAUGAAAGGGAACGCCAGGAGAGGGAUCUGUGAGGGCAGCCCCAACAAUUGCUCUUGAGCAUCAUCCUUCUGUGUUCAAAUGCUUCAAAUGGAAAUGUAGCACUACAUUGAAUUCUCCCUUCUGAAGCUUAUGGAGAGCACACAGUCUGCCCUUUUACAUGGAUCCUGUUCUUAGACGUAUGGAUCAGCCUAGAGGGACUAGAAGAAUCCACAUGGAUAAAAACAGAUCCUGUGAAAGGAAACCAGGUUUUGUUGAUAUUUCCUGCUGCUCCUCUUUCUCUUUUUGGGUUUAGAGCAGGGAUGGAGAACAUCAGAACUAGGGUCUGAAUUAUGGCCCUCCAGGUAUCUCUGUCUGUCCCCCAGCCUCUUCUUGGUCCACGUCGCCUAUCCCUAGGCUACAGCCCUCUGGCUCUGCUUUGUGCCCCCCAUGAGUGCUUUUGCCUGGCUGGAAUGUAACAUUGAACUAUGAUAAUGUCUCUUGUUUGUGUGGGUGGCAGUUAGAGAGAUGUGUAUAGGGUAUUGGUGUAUGUAGAAACUUCUGGUUUUUAUUGUACAAAGAUAAGUUUUGUUGCUCUACUCUCGUUUGCUUCUCCCCCUGCCCAACAGGUGAGAUGUGGAAGGUUGUCCCCAGAAGGUUGCCCAGGUGGGAAUUAGGCCCUGGGACUGAAAAGAUUCCCUCACCUCUGGUUAGAGAGUAUGAGAGCCCUUUGCAGCAAGGAUCCCAGCAUCAGUCUUGGAAUACUAUUUUUGGACCUUGGUCUAUAUUUCCUCCUCCUCUUCCUAAAAUGCACCCAGCUAGAACAUUUUAAGGAGUUCAGAGGUCUCUUUGAUGGACUUUUGAAUCUUGAAGUGCACUGCCACCGCCUUUCUGUUCACUUUGGAGUGGGCCUUUUUAUAUCACAGAGGCAUUUAUUUAUUUUUGGCAGAGAUUGAAAUCCCCCCUCCCCCUGCAUAGUGUCAGGGUUCAGGUUGGGCUGUGCUCAGCCAUCCUGCUUGUUCCCUCCUACUGCUGUGCUGCUCUCCAAGCUGCCAGUCUCACCCCUUUUAGAAGGAAGCAUAGGAUGGUUGGGUGACCUUGACUGCACUAAGAGGAUAACGCUAUGGUGGUUACACUUGCUUUCUCUCUUCUAGCUGAGGACCUGUAAAGAACAGAAGAGACCCCAAAUCCAGUAGUUUAGAGAGCUGUUGUAUUGAGGUUUCAGGUGUUUCCUCCCUAAGCGAUACAAGGUUGGCCAUUUCUCCAUCUCUCUCUCUCUCUAUCCCCUGCACCUCCACACAUUUCCUAACAAACACACAGGGAAAUCUAGUGUCUGCAUUGUCAACAACUGAAACACAUGUUCAGAUCUUCUCUUGAGUCUGUUAUUUAUAUUAGCCAUAUAAGCAUUAGCAUACGUUCCUUUCACCUUUGUACAUAGGAAUGGAGUGCUUUAUGAUUUCUUAACAUAUUUGUAGAGGUCGUUUUUCUUGCAGGAGUGUUUGGGUUUGUUUGGUUUGUUUGUCUUUAAUUGUAACAUUUUAACAUUAAAAUAAAGCAGAAUGAAAAGGUGCAUGAGAGUGAUCCAUAUAUUCAAUAAUAUUCAUAAUUACUGCUAACCUAAUUAAAGCCUGCGUCAACAAAUUUUCAACGCCUUUCGGUGUUAUUUGCAUUAUAAUAAUGAACUGGCUAAUUUGAGUCUCUGCUGUCUCUGGCUUCCUGAAUCCUCCAAUUCUACUAUGCAGGCUGGAUGAUGGCAGAAGCUCUGUGUAGAGUGUAUCAUAAUAUAAUUAAUAGGGCACAAGUAGUUGUUUUCAGUGUAGUGAUGGAUAUUGUAUAUUUCCUUUCUUCCUUGCUCUGUGGUUUUCUGCACCUCUCUUGAAGUCCCCCAUAGCUACAAAUACACAGCUUCCUGGUUUGUGAUCAUAUGAACAUGAUCUUAUGUGAUCAUAAGAACAUAGCAAGAACCUGCUGGAUCAGACCAGUGACCCAUCCAGUACAUCAUCCUGUUCUCAUAGUGUCCAUGGGACCACUAUGGGAAACUUGCAAGCAGGACAUGAGUGCAACAGCACUCUGCCCACCUGCAAUUCCCAUCAGCUGGUAUUUAGAGGCAUACUGUCUCUGACAGUGGAGGCAGAACACAGCUAUUGUGGCUAGUGGCCAUUGAUAGCUUUAUCCUACAUUGAUUUGUCUCGUCCUCUUUUAAAGCAAUCAAAGUUGGUGGCCAACUCUACUAACUGUGGGAGUGAAUUCCAUAAUUUAACUAUGCACUGUGUGAGGAAGUACUUCCUUUGUCUGUCCUGAAUCCUCUGUGCUGUAGGACUGCAGUGGGCAACCUCAGCAGAAAAAUGGUUUUCCACCGCUGUCCUACAGCAUUUGUCUCUUGGAGCAAGCAGGGUACCUGAAAGACUGAGAUAGGAAAUGACGUUUCUGAUCUAGCUCUGUGGAAUGGCAAACUCUGUGAUCUCAACCAGUGUCUGUCCAAGCACCUCUGAUUUUAAAUGAAACAAAACAAAACAAAAAAAGCUUACAUGAUACAAACAUGUUAAGCUUACCAUGCCCACAUAUCUAGCCUUGCAGACGUUCUCCUGUUGUGAAUGGCAGAGAGCAGAGAAGCAAAAGCUGUUAGGAGCCCAUCCUACUCUCGAGUAGGACCCUGGCAGAGACACAUGCCCAACUGGCAUGUUCUCUCCCUCCUGGUCGAUCGUUUGGGAGUUGCAAAAGCUUUCUUCUGCCCGAACAUCACAGCGACUGAUGCCAACAGACAUCGGCACACUUAGGGAUCCGCAGAGUGUUCGCUGUUUGCGUAACAGAACUCAGCAACUCAGCAUUUUGGCUAAUCUACUUUAUUUACAUAUAAACAUACAUGGAGCACUGCAACAUGGCUCCCUCUCUCUCUAGCAUCAGGCAGCAAAGAGAGAGAACAAAGGACAAUAGUCCCACUUCAUGGAACACAGUAACACAAACAUCUUGUCUCCGUCACUUCCCACACUGUGGAGUCAAAACAUGCACCGUCAUGUGAUAGACAACAAUCCUAUGACUGCAAUCACGGAGCCGGAAUCUUAACAAAAGCCUGGCUCUGUUUUUGUGCUGAUUAAUGAUAAUCUAGUAAUGUUCAUCACUCUGCAAACCCUAGCUUAAUGAAAGCUGGUGGCAUGAAGGGAGGCUAUUUUUUGCUAACAGGCAUGUGGGAGAGCAUUUUUAGAGCUGGCAAAAAACAGCAAAACAGAAAGCAAUGAUUUUUAUCUGAUUUGAAAUACAUUCUGAGUUGUCAAAUAGAAAUGACUCUUCCUUCUUUGCGUGGGUUCCUUCCAGCAUCUGUCGGACUUGCAUAACUCAUAACUAAAUGUGUGUGUAGCCUCCAACCAACAGUAAUGAGGUUGUGGAAAUCUCCUGGAUAGAUUCUUUUCCUUCCCCAGCCUCUGCUGCUUUUUGUUUUGUUUCUCCUCUUAGAAAACAGCUAAACCUCAUAAAUUGCUGUCUCUGAGGGUGGCCACCUGCAGCUUUCCUUCUCCCCUGGAGCCGAAUUUGAGCCAAGGUGACUUGCACUAAUUGGCAUGGGUGGGGUGGAAUCAGGGAGCAAGCAGGGAGCUUUGUCCUCAGCCUUUCGCCUUUGGCAGGUACCCGUUUAAAAUUAGAAACCUCCCAUAAACAGUGCCAUCUGCUGCCACCCCAACAGGCUUCCUUUUAUAGCCUUUUCAGUGGUGUUUGGGAGUACCUCCUACUUCAGAUAUAAAAGCACAACCGUGUUGUAUCGGUAAUGUGUAGCACCGGGGAAGUGGCUAAGGAUGGGUAGGCUUGAGGGGGGUUUAAAUCCACACACAUUUAUGCAAUAAAGGAGAAAAGUAGGUGUGUGCACUGCAGAAUCCCAUAGGCCUCAUAUACCCUAGGAGAGAAGGUAGUUCAGGACUGAACUAAAGUACAGACUUUUUGUCCCCAACCACAAGCCCAUCAAGAAAGAGGCAGCCCAGAGAACAUACUCUUGACUAUCAUGAAUUCACUGGAAAUGGUUGGAAAGUGAAUUCAAUUUCCAGUGAAUUCAUGAUAGUCAAUAAUAUGUUCUCUGGGCUGCCUCUUCCUUUCUGGAAACAGCUGCAACCACAAAUACCCAUCUUGGGUUCAUAUUAGCAGGCAGAGAGAAAACUGAACUCCCCGAGGGAUUUCAGUCCCACCAUUUAAUUGGAAAAGCAUUGACUGUUGGGCAAGUCUGAAUGUCUCCACGCCACUGGUGAUGUAGACCAGCCAGUUGGGGCAGCUGCCAUGUUUGAAAGAAUCCUGGGCAAGGUGCCUUCUGGCAGCCCCUGGAAGGGACAGGUGUUGACAGACAGGCAGCACCAGGGACAGUGCUGUGAAGAAAAGUGCUGGGCGAGUCUGUUGAAGCCAGUUGCUGCACCUUCAUUAUCUCUCAUGGCCCUGGGCCCUACCUGUGAUGGGAUAAGGUGCUGAGGAUAAUGAAGACAGCAGUAGCUGUCUCAUCUGGUGGUUCUCUUCACAGCACUGGUGCAUUAACUUUAUUUCUUUUUAAAAGGGAUACCAAUGUUCGUGGUGGCACUCCAGGUGCAGAUGCAUCAGCACCACGUAGUGCUGAUGCCAGGAUGGUGAUUAGUCCUCAAAAGAUAGUAUAAGAAAUGGCUUGCGAAAAGUCAAUUAUGAGUAGACAUUGUGCUCCUGAGCUUAGGGGAAACUUUGCUUAGCAAAAGGCCAAUGAGUCUCUCAAAUGGGGAGUUUUAGGAAGUGGGUAGAAAGGGAGAGAAGUGAACAUUGGCUCCCUCCUCAGUAAACUUUGGAACAAAAAUGGAAAGUAGUAAAAGAUAAGAUGGCCAGAGCUAUGAUUCGGGGUGGCUAUAAACCCAGUAUUCCCAUGGGCUCCACUGGAAAGGAGGAAAAAUUGUAUUAGGGAUUAAUUCAGAUUUUGUUUUUCAUGUCAAUUAUUUACUGGAUGACGGUCCUGUCUCUGACAUGGUUUUCACCCUAUUGUUUUAUUUUCUUAAGCUACAAAUGCAAACAACACAAUGAGCAAAAUGACUCAUAAUAAGAACAAAGAAGCAUAGAAAGCUGCCUUAUAAUGAAUCGGGUUACUGGUUCAUCCAGCUCCUUAUUGUCUAUACCAACUGGCAGCUGCUCUCCAAUAUUCCAAACAGAUUCUCUUCCAGCCCUCCUUGGAGAUGCUGGCAACUGAACAUGGAACCUUCUGCAUGCAAAGCAGGUGCUCUACCAUUGACCUAUGGUUUCUCUAAAUGGGCAAACUUUGCACUCCCUGAUCCAUUUGUACCGGGUAUCCAUGAUGCAAGGCAGCACCGUGAAAAGCUCCAAGCAAACAGCUUUUGGCAAAGUCUGGAGAACUGAGGCCUUACAGGUGCCUCCAAUCAGCCUGCUCCUCCAAAAUUCUUCUUUGUCUGAAGGGUGUGAAUUCUUAAAUGGCUUGCCGCAGAUGGUCUCUCCUGCCUGGCAUACUUGUGCCAGUGGGCAGGCAUGUGUGGAGCAGGAGGUAUUUGGUUCUUCAGGUGAAUUGGGCUCAGGGAGAAGUGCCUGCUAAGCUCCUGACUUGGGUUCUGCAUGCUCUUUCCCAUUAGCCUCUGGUUCAGAAUCCAGAGCCUGGUUCCAUUCCUUUUCUUAUCGCCAGUGUUAUUUACAUGAAACCACUGGGUGUGAUCAUUAGUUGAUUUGGGGUGAGGUGCUAUCUGUAUGCUGAUGACACUCAUUGCUACUUCUCCAUAACAUCUGAAUCAGAAGAGGCUGUGCAGUCCCUGGGCCACUGCCUGGGCACAGUGGUGAGAUGGAUAAGGGAGAACAAGCUGAGCCUGAAUCCUGGCAAGGCAGAGGCACUUUGGGUAAGCGUCUCCCGUGUCUGAGAAACCAGCCAAUUGCCUACCGUGAAUGGGGAUGCACUCCCCCUGAAGGAUCAGGUUGGCAGUUUGGGGGUGCUUCUGGACCCAGCUCUGUCACUGAAGGCUCAGGUAGCCUCAGUGGCUGGAUGUGCUUUUUACCAACUGUGACCAGUUUGACACCUACAGCUGUUGCUAGACUGGGAGAGCCUGGCCACAGUAGUUCAUGCACUGGUUGCUUCAAGGUUGAAUUACUGCAAUGUGCUCUAUGUGGGGCUUCCCUGAAGCUGCAGUUAGUGCAGAAUGCUGCAGCGAGUUGCUCACAGGAGUGAGGCCUUCUCAGCAUAUAAUGCCUAUGCUCAGAGGUCUGCACUGGUUUCUGAUCUGCUACCAUUAGUAUAUAAUGCUCCUAACAACCUGGGACCACUUUACCUGUGAGAUUGCCUUACCCUAUAUGUGCCCACUCAACUGCUUCAGUUGGUGCCACUUAAUACCCGUCCUGCAUCUGUAAGAACUUGAUCAUUUAUUGUGGCAGUUCCAACACUUUGGAACUCCCUGCCUAUUGAUAUUGAGUGCCUUCACUGUAUUCCUUUUGGCACCUGCUGAAGACCUUCUUAUUUAGUCAAGCCUACCCAGAUGUUUAGAAAGCUUGUGUGAGUUUUCAUUUGUUUUAGUCUAUUCUAGUGUGGUUUUAACUUUCUGUAUGUUUUAAAUUAUGGUUGUAGUUUUUUUAGUGAUAAUUUUAUUAUUUUCUUUUUUGUAAACCAGUUUCUACAAUCAAGUGGUCUAUACAUUUUGCAAAAUAAGUAAGUCCUCUUCUUCUGACUCAGCGCAGGACUUGGGCUGACAUCCAUGCCAGAUUUUAUCUAGCUCCUUAAAUUCCUCAGUCUUACAAGCUAUUGACAGUCAUGUGCUUCUUGUUUUAGAGCAAUGAUACAGUUCCCAUGUCUUGCUUAUGGAUGUAUGCAAACAUUUGAAACAAGCCUACUAGUAAAAAGGCAAUCUGCUUUUCUUGUGAGGUUCCUUGCCUGUAUGCAUAAGAUUUAUUAGAUUCUGCAAAACAGCUAUGUCAUAGUAUUUGCAAGCCUAUUAUGUAAUCGUAAAACUUGCACAUUCUUCCAGUUCUGAGCUAUUCAUAAUUUCUCACCUUUCAGCUUGUGAAUUAUAAAUGCUUUAUUGUUGGAAAAACUCCACUUGGUUCCAUGUGUCAUUUAAUUCCAUGGCACAACCGGCACAGUUAGUAUUACACCCCACCUCCAUAUGGGUUCAGUGGGAUAUUCUGGCCUAGCAUUACCAUUUCUGAUGAAAUUUAAACCCUGGCACAGACUGUGCAGUUAUGCAUAUCGAAGUGUCUCUGCUUCUAUCUCCAUCCGACUCCAUUCCAAUUCACCUGCAUAAAGAAGCACAUUGAGGUCCUCUGUUAAGAGGCUGCAUUUAUUCCUGGAUAUGAAGCAUACUCCUCUUUCUGUAGAAGCUCCAUAUUUCCUGUGGAUAUGAUAAUGCAACUCUGCUGAACAGGAGUACUGAACACAGCUGAUAGCUACAAUGCCAUUAUGUUCACUGCACAUUGUGUGAUUAUAGCUAGCAUGUCUGUCCUCCAUACUAGAGGCUUUCCACAGUGUGUAGGUUCAAAAUGAAAUAUCUUUGUAUGUGGUAAAGGGAAGUUUGCAAAAGCUUAUGGAAACUCUUUCUUUUAUGGAAACUCAUUUUUCAAUGUAGCCCUUUUCACUUAUGGGUGUUGAAGAUUUUUUCCCAGUGGAAAUCUGUUUGGCUUCCUCCUAAAAAUGUCUAGGGCAGAGGUGGGAGACUUGUGAGCUGGUGUAGUAAAUGGUACUUUUUCAGACUCCUGGAAGUGAACUGCAUGUUAGAAUGCCACCCCAGACUUUUGAAAACGACAGCUCCUCCCUGUGAACACCCCCCCAAAAAAGCUCAACAACUUUUGGCCAUUUCCCUCACCCCCAAUUUUAUUGUGUUGCAGUCCAAAAAAAUAGGGGUCGUCUUAUACAUGGGCGCAUGUUAUACACGGAAAAAUACAGUACAUACUACUUUUAGAGAAGCCUUUGUCUAUCUUUCUGGUGUCCUAGCACUGUAGCUGCUUGGUGAGGAAAGGGUAGGUGAGAAAUCUGAGAUUUCUUUCUUUCUGAAAAGACAGAUUUAUAGCACUGGAAGGGACUCAGAGUCCCUGUAAUCCAACCGUAAGCUGCAAGGUAGAAAAAUCCAUAUAACCAUCACGAGUCCCUCUGAUCCAGAUCAUCAAAACACUGCAAGCAAAAUUUAUUGAAAAGUUCUGUAUUUUUUGCAUGCAGAACUUUAAAUUAUUUUGGCACAGAUAUAUGAACAUGAAUUGAGAGUACUAAUAACAAAGGAAAUGAACUGAACAGAACACAUCCUUGUCUUGCACUUUCUCUUUUAGCAAGAGUGUUCACCUACUAAACUUGUGACUUUCUUUUUAACCAGUAAAAGGAGGCAUUUGCUGACUACUCCACAGCUUGCCUUGUUCUUCAACACAUUGCUGUAACACAUUUUAAUUAAUACAGCAUAUGCCUCUGAACAACUGCUGUCGAGAAACACUCUUGCGUGUGAUUUAUUCUAGUGAUUGUGUGCCUGAGAUGAUGUGCUUGCGUGCCUAUGUGUUGAUUAUGUUAGCUGACAUCAUGCUGAUAUUGGGGUAUUGGCACGCUCUGCAAAGAUCACAUGAGGAUGGUUCUGGAUUAUUGCCACAUUCCGUAAGGAAAUUUUCUGUCUCUUAUAUACAGAAUCAACAUUUAGCCUUGGAGAGGUCAGAUUUCAUUAGUGGAUGUACACAUUUGGUGUUUGAAUGUUGCAGGUAUCAUGUUUGAUAGUGCCUCCAAUGUGCUUGCAUGGAAAGAAGGCAGAAUUGUGUUGGCCAUAUUGAUAAUGUGGAUAGUAUAGAUGGUUUUCCUCUGCUACAAGUCUUAUGGGGUUAAAAUGUCUUUGUUGAUUUUGUUUGAGAAAUAAUGUAGUAUUCUGAAACAGCAUGUUAAAAUCUUGCUUGCUAUUUUUUGUGCAUAAUCAAAUGUUUAAAAACAAAAGUAAAAUAUUUAAAAUUCCAAAAUCUUUUGAAUGCUUUUUUAAAAAACAAAAUUGUUAGAAGACAAAGAAGAAGUAAACAUGGGGAAUAACUAUUCCAGUUCUUAGGCAUGCUUCAACCUUUUGGUCUUCAGUGGCAUAUAAAUAUCAAUUAUCUGAUUAGCUGUUCCAAGAUUGUCUAAAUUGGAAGUCACGUUCUUGAAACAAAAGUAUCACAUCCUCAUUCUUCUGGGUAUGGAUCUUAAUUGCAUUCCUCCCUCAGGUAAACAUACCGUGGCUGGGAUGCAUAUGGUUACUUGCCAUAGUUCUAAUCAGGUGUUCAGAACCCGCAGGAACUCAUGAAGCAACAUCCCAUUUAUGAUGAUUCAUGAUCUGCUCAGUCUUAAUGUGGCGGCGGGAGGCACCCUCUCUAUGCAGUUAGGGUUUCCAGCAUGGGUCUGGGAACAUUAAUUUAGCAAAUCUUUGCUGUUUCCUACUUAAGCUUGGUAAGUUAGUCAGUUCCUGCAGGGAUCAGGCUAUAGCUUAUUGCAGAAGUGACUACUGUAGAUCCAGUACAUUGUACUGUACAUGCUGAGAUUGGAGCUAAUUUUUAAUUUAUAUUUUUGAACUUUUUGAACUUCUUUCUGAGAGGAAGAAGCUGUGUUAUUGAAUAUAUGUGUUGGACAAGGAGUGCAAGUGGAAAUGUGUUUGUUAUAUUUAUAUCUUGCCUUUCCUCUGAACUCAGGACUAUUAUUUGCACCCAAAGCAACCUUGUUACAUAUCCAAAACCAACUAGUGAGGUUGACAGCUAGCGGAGAUUUGAUACUGGGAGCGCUGCAUUCAAACCUAACACUCUCUAGCCAUUGUACAACACAGCUUUAGAAUUCUUUUGCAGGCUAAGCUGAAUUACGCCAUGGAACGAUCGCCAGUCUCCACAGCUACUAUGACAUAAUAGUUAAGAUGGAGAAUCCAAAACUUGCCAUAAGCUCUUUCUGAGUGCAGUCCUCUCCUCCAAGGUUAAGCAUGUAGAGGACUGAAGCCUGUCUCAAAGGAUAAUAUCAACCUACCUUACAAAGUGAUUGUAAAGCUUAUUGAGAUAAUGUAUGCCAAGAGCUUUGCUAUAUCAGUUCUAAAUACUGUACUAAAAAUGGCAAUUAUUAAAAGAGGAUUAGUAAUUAGUAUAGAAUAUUGAGCUACAUGGUAAUUUUUAACAGGAGUUUGCAGAUCAAGCCUUGCCCUGAAAUUGAUCUUCGAUGAAAUAAACAACUGUUACUUAUGUGAGUUUGAAUUAAACCACUGAUGUUGCAAGGCAUAAAAAUGCAAAAUAUCCUCAUUUAAGCACUUUGCUUGUUGUGUUUAGGAGUUUUAGUGCCUUGCAUAAAAUGUAGGAAGAUGGAGAAUAAAUCACAAAUAGCAUCUUGUUCUCUCCACGAAACAUUUCGGCCCAAAUGUUUAAUACAUGGUAUUUAAUGAUGCAGAAGGAAUUGCUAACCUAAGUAGCAAUGCUGCGCCUGUUGUAGCAGAGCAACGUCCAGAGUGUGAAUGCAUCCCUGGAGAAUCCAGUUGUGUGAAUGUUUAGCCAGUUGUUAGUAGCCCUGGGAUUUAAUGAGAGCAACUUUCGAAGCUUGGGAAGGGAAAACAGUCUUUGCCUUUUAAAGGAUCUUGUCACGAUUCUGACGUGAAUGACUAUGCAGAGGCCCAAGACAAUUUCCCAUAUGCGACACAUUAGCUGGCAACUGGCGGUUGAUUGCCUGAAAUGAAGCAGAAGGGAAAUCUGAAAUAUAGACUAAAAAAAAAAAAAAGAGUACAACAGAGUUCUCUGGCGAAUAUUAAAGGUGCAGGAUUGGGAAUGGUAGUGCUAAAAAGGAGUGGAAGGAUGAAGAGGGGAUAUAGAGUUCAGUGGGAGGCUUGGGGCACAAGUCAACAUGCAGUAAUGGUGGGCAGUAGAAACCAAACUUAAGAGAUGGUGGGUAACCAAGCAAAAGCAACCAGCCUUAUUUUGUAUCUUCCAAGUUCUGGGAAUGCCUAAAAGCCAAAACCAGAGAACCUAGACUGUUGUGGUUAAGCAGAUUCUGAUACAUCUACAUGCUUGGUUUGUCUUUAUCGUUUUGGAUAGUUGAAGUUUUUUUUUUUUUAAUGUAACAACAACAGCAUCUAAAGGAAGAAGCAUACACAAUAUAUAUAGCUUGGUAAAUGGCAGAUCCAUAUGCUCAGCAUAGCACCAGAGACUCUGGAAGCAGGAGGAGCAAUGUGAUUUUGAGGGCUUUGCAGACCUUUUUGCCACAUUUUCCAUUUACAAGUGAGCAACACACGAAGAAGGCUUGAGUUAGUGGUAAAUCUUGGGGAUAAAUUUUAUGAGCUAUGAAUUCUUUUAGCACUAUUAAGAAGUAAUUUAUUAUUACAAUUAUUGUUUUUUAAAAGCUUCUAUUUUGCAUUUCAGGAAUCCCUCUGUGGCCUCCAGUGACACUCAUCAACUCAGCAGGAAGGUGCUCCAACCAUCUCAAGGUUUUCUUGUAGAAAAGGGCUGUGUUGCUCAGUGGGCAGCAGCCUUUGUCAACCAGGAAGAAUGA
Messenger RNA from Podarcis lilfordi (Lilford's wall lizard), 30121 nucleotides. The record is from the annotation of a GenBank genome assembly. NCBI's taxonomy places the organism in Eukaryota, Metazoa, Chordata, Lepidosauria, Squamata, Lacertidae.